Messenger RNA from Camelina sativa (false flax), 2478 nucleotides. RefSeq names its product DEAD-box ATP-dependent RNA helicase 14. Gene Ontology annotation, molecular function: ATP binding; RNA helicase activity; protein binding. The record is from RefSeq and is a predicted model, not a curated record. Lineage: Eukaryota; Viridiplantae; Streptophyta; Magnoliopsida; Brassicales; Brassicaceae.
CGGGUCUUUUUGGUUUCUCUCUCUCUCUCUCUCUUUUGCUCUACGCUUCUUCUUCUCCCUUCUUCUUGUGGGCGUAGAUUUUUAGAGAGAGAAAUUUUUAUUUAAGGGUGAGAAACAAAGGAAAUCUCAGAUCUCGACUUCGGAAGAUUUGACCCGACCCGACCCGACCCGACCCGACCCGACCGCUUAUAAAUCUAAUCUGCUGGUUCCAGAGCACGCUCCUCCUCUUCAUCGGCAACACUUGAAACCAUCAUCAAUCAUCAGAAAACUCUUUUUGUUUGGGUGUUGUUACAAUGGCUGCUACCGCUAAUGCUCCUUCUACUGUCCGUUAUGCACCUGAGGAUCACUCUCUUCCUAAGCCUUGGAAAGGCCUUGUCGAUGAUGGCACUGGCUUCUUGUACUAUUGGAAUCCUGAGACCAAUGUUACUCAGUACGAGAGACCUGCUCCCUCUCAUCCUCCCAAGCUUCCUCCCGUCUCUGUUAGCUCUUCCGUUCAGGUUCACCCUACUCCUAACGGUGCCGCCUAUGCUCCUCCUCGCAAGGCUGAUGAUAAGUAUACUAGACCCUCUGAACAUGGCCCUAAGAUUGACUCUUCCUCCAGGUUUAGUGAGAGUGGCAGGAGUGGACCCCCUUAUUCGAAUGGAGCUGCUAACGGUGUUGGGAAUCCUGCAUAUGGUGCAACAUCUGCCAGAGGUCCUUCUCCUUCAUCAGCUCCCAGAAGUGAACUGUCCCCUGAGGCCUACUCCCGCCGUCAUGAGAUUACUGUCAGUGGGGGCCAAGUACCACCACCUAUAAUGUCCUUUGAAGCUACUGGAUUCCCUCCUGAGCUUCUGCGGGAGGUACUCAGUGCAGGUUUCUCUGCUCCAACUCCAAUUCAAGCUCAGUCAUGGCCAAUUGCUAUUCAAGGUAGGGACAUUGUAGCCAUUGCUAAAACUGGCUCAGGAAAAACUUUGGGUUACUUGAUUCCUGGGUUUAUGCAUCUUCAACGCAUCCGAAAUGAUUCGCGCGCGGGCCCAACAAUCUUGGUGUUGUCUCCAACGAGGGAGCUGGCCACACAAAUCCAAGAAGAAGCUGUUAAAUUUGGGAGGUCAUCAAGAAUUUCGUGUACCUGUUUGUAUGGUGGUGCGCCAAAGGGACCUCAGCUGAGGGAUUUAGAUAGAGGAGCAGAUAUCGUGGUUGCAACUCCUGGGAGAUUGAAUGAUAUCCUUGAAAUGAGGAGAAUUAGUCUGCGUCAAAUAUCUUACCUUGUGCUAGAUGAGGCAGAUAGGAUGUUGGACAUGGGUUUUGAACCACAGAUAAGGAAGAUUGUGAAAGAAAUUCCCACUAAGCGUCAAACCCUUAUGUACACAGCUACGUGGCCAAAGGGAGUUAGGAAAAUUGCAGCUGACUUACUUGUUAACCCUGCUCAAGUCAACAUUGGCAACGUUGACGAGCUUGUGGCUAACAAGUCAAUCACACAGCAUAUUGAAGUGGUAGCACCAAUGGAGAAACAGAGGAGAUUAGAGCAGAUCUUGCGGUCUCAGGAACCAGGCUCAAAGGUGAUCAUAUUCUGCUCGACCAAAAGGAUGUGUGAUCAACUAACACGCAAUAUCACCCGCCAAUUUGGAGCUGCUGCUAUACAUGGAGACAAGUCCCAGCCUGAGAGAGACCAUGUUCUUAAUCAAUUCCGCAGUGGUAGGACUCCGGUUCUUGUUGCAACCGAUGUUGCUGCUCGUGGACUGGACGUUAAGGACAUCAGGGCGGUCGUAAACUAUGAUUUUCCCAAUGGAGUGGAAGACUAUGUUCAUAGAAUCGGAAGAACAGGAAGAGCUGGAGCGACUGGUCAUGCAUUCACAUUCUUUGGUGAUCAAGAUUCAAAACAUGCUUCAGAUCUGAUCAAGAUCUUGGAAGGAGCAAACCAGCAAGUUCCGCAACAGAUCCGUGAAAUGGCUACACGUGGUGGUGGUGGAAUGAAUAAAUACAGUCGCUGGGGUCCCCCUUCUGGAGGCCGUGGUCGUGGUGGCGACUCUGGUUAUGGUGGCAGAGGUGGCGAUUCUGGUUAUGGUGGCAGAGGUGGCUUUGGCUCGCGUGACAGAAGCAGCAACGGAUGGGGAAGGGAGCGUGAAAGGAGCCGUAGCCCUGAGAGAUUCAACAGAGCUCCACCACCGUCUUCCACCGGAUCGCCUCCUCGCAGCUUCCACGAGUCCAUGAUGAAACACAGAUGAAAAGGUAGCCUGAUAAAGCGAGUGAUAGAAGAAUGUGUUAUUGGAGAUAUCCCUUAUUCCUUUGACAUUAUAUAUAUUUUUUGGCCGGUGAAGAAUUUAGAAAAAGAAAAAAAAACAAGACCAAGACACAGUCCCAUUGGAAAAUUUACGUUCAAAACUACAAUUGAUAUCUUAUUGUUUGUAUUUCAUCUGUUUACUCAGACUCAGAGAUUGGUAAGAAUUGUUUUAUUCGAUACGAGUAACCGUUACAUUACUUAUCUUAUGGGAUUUUCUA